AUGACCGCAGCUACGAGUCGUCGCGGUCACACUUCCUCUACUGCACACAAGAAGCAUGCACAAGUCUCGGAAGCAAAAAGAGACAGGAAAGAAAAGAAAUAUAUCACGACCAACGCCAUCUUCAAGUCCAAAUCCGAUCGAAACCACAAGCGCGCCAAACCAUCACCCAGAGGCAAGAGGAGUGACCCGGGCAAAAGCCGUCGCCGCCGCGAACCUUCGUCGUCUCCACCGCCUAGGAAGAGAUACACUCUCGCUGACGAGUCCAAUGGUAUGUCGUGCUCAGUUACCGUUUAUCGCCGUUUGCUAAUGCUUCUCNNAGAGGUUCUCAACAGCUACAGAAGCCAUGUAGCCGAUGACUCUGAACAGACGGUUGCUCGCGCCUACAAGGACCUCGUCCAACAACUUGACAAAACUACUCUCGGACCCGAUGCUCUGAGUGGCCGUAUCGCCCAAGCUAUCGAAGCUGCUCAGGACAUCUGCACGCCAUUGACCGAUGAGCUUGUCACCGCCCAUUUCAAAGACGAUAAUGGCAAUGUUGUCAGUAGGCAACAGAUUCCUAUCGGCCUUACUGUCAAACGGUUGAAAGAGAAACUUGAGAAGACGAAGAACGAUCUUGAGACUCUCUGGGAGGAAUGGGAGGAUAACCGCCGCGAGAUUGCCGAAAUUGGUGCCCAAAUUCUCCAUGAUCCAAAGUUCCCCUCUCAAUUUGGUCUCGAGGACAUGACUGGUCUCUUCAGCCCAUUGUCUCACACAAACCCCGAGGUUGACAGUCUCCGCAGACUGAUUCAGAGAGAGAAUGACAAGGCGCACAAGGAGCUCGACCAGGAAGCCAAGGACAGCAUCAACAAGCACAAGGAGUUCCAGACCAUGUGGGUCUCGUGGCUGAAAGACGAGCUCAACUGA
Aureobasidium vineae is the source of this 903-nucleotide messenger RNA. The record is from the annotation of a GenBank genome assembly. NCBI's taxonomy places the organism in Eukaryota, Fungi, Ascomycota, Dothideomycetes, Dothideales, Saccotheciaceae.